Thrips palmi is the source of this 4552-nucleotide messenger RNA. RefSeq lists its product as uncharacterized. NCBI's taxonomy places the organism in Eukaryota, Metazoa, Arthropoda, Insecta, Thysanoptera, Thripidae. The record is from RefSeq and is a predicted model, not a curated record. The transcript has 11 exons. The annotation marks the transcript as partial.
AGCGGUGCGGGGAGGGCGUCGAGGCAACCGCUGUGCCGGCAGUACCGCGAGGCAACGCGACGGCCCGACUGCCGGUCCUCUGACAGGGCCGCGCGCGUGUGAAUGUGAAUGUAUGAGUGUAGGCGCGUAUGUGUGUGUGAGAGUGCGGCGUGCGGGGAUGACGGUGAAGUGCAGUGGGGGAGGCUGUCACCAAUGAGCCGAUGAGGCAGUGUGUGUGCCAAUGAGUGGCGGCAUGGCCGGCAUGGCCCAAGACGACGACAUGUCCUUCUCGGACUGGAGUGCCCAUCUGGAUAGCCUUUCGGCCGACUCGAACCACUGCUGGCUGCCCGCUUACGGACUGCAGCCGCCCAUCGACCAAGGCCCGGCACAGCAGCAGUUCCUCUUCCUGGAGACGAUCCAGGAGGAGACUUCGGACGACCUCCGCAGCGAGUCCAGCCGCUCCUCCCACGCGGGCUGGCCGGAGAGCGACUCGGACGCCGGCUCCGUCAUCCACAUCGCCGCGACCUACAACGGCGAGGACCACCAUGCCACCAACGGGCCGUCGUCGUGGUCCGGGUCGGAGCGCGACCUGGCCGUGCCGCCCAAGCGGCGGCGCCAGGACGACGGCUGGGGCACGGGCGUGGCGCUGUCCAGGUCGUCGUCGCUCAUCGCCUUCGAGAGCCUGGAGCGCCGCCUGUCGGAGGAGGAGGAGGCGCUGACGGGCACGGGGCUGGCCACCGGCAUCGCGGCCUUCCGCACCACGGCCACGCUGCGGCCCUUCGACUGGAACGACUCGGCGUCGCCCUCGGCCAGCGACGAGGACAGCGAGGACGACGACCAGGACAGCGACGACUCGCUGCUGCAGAGCUUCAACUCGUCGCGCGGCAGCUUCCGGUCUAGCGCGGGCUCGGAGAGGCUGCGGUCCUUCCGUUCGCUGGACAGCCUCUCCCUGCUGCAGUCCACCAGCGGCGGCACUGUGAACAGCGGCGGCGCCGCGUACCUCAGCCGGCCGUGCCAGGACCUGUCGCUGUCCUCGGAGGGCGACGCGGCGGCCGCGGCGGGCGGCGGGGGCGGCGAUGACGUCUUCGAGCCGCGCUUCUGUCUCGGCCGGCAGGAGCGCAGCCACAGCCUGAGCCCCAAGCCGUCGCUGCGCAGCCUGCUGGACGCCACCUACUCCCUGAGCGACCACGAGGACCACGAGGACAUGGACCAGCACGUGAUGGACGCCAUGGACGCCGCCAUGGAGGACAUGGACAAGCACAUGGACCACAGCGCAGCGAUGACGCGCGACGAUUUCCUGGACGGGCCGGACGAAGCCAGCUCCGUGCACCACAGCAGUAGCAGCAGCAGCAGCAGCAGCAGCGACAGCAGCGGCAACGACGACGUCAUCGCCAUGCUCCCCGUCGCCAACGUGGCGGAGUCGACGCCCGGGUCGGGGCGGACGCAGCGCUCGGCGGAGAACCUGAGCGAGGACAGCGGCUUCGGCGAGCACGCCGCACUGCCCACGGGCAAGCGCCUCACCGUCUGCCCCAUCCUGGAGGACGACGUCGUGGACGACGACUCGUGCUCCUCGUCGUGCUACUCGGCAUGCAGCAGUAGCAGUGGAGGCGGCAGGAAGAAGACGGACGAGGUAAACUUAGAGUGGGGAGCAAGCGACGCUAAAUUUAGCGCGGGUUGGCACCGAAGCGCGCCAGACCUACUGGUGUGCUCGCUGGCCGCAGUCGCCGACGCGCACCCGCUCUCGGAGCACCCCGACAAGCACCCCGUGGUCCCCGUUGGGCUGCUCGCCGGGCCGCCCACCAUGGCCAGCACCCCGGACCUCGCCGGCCUCGGUGCCACCAAGCAGCAGCAGCUCCACGACGAGGGCCUCAGCAAGGCCCUGAGCACGGGGACGGCGCUGGGCGCCACCGCCACCAGCAAGGGCGUGCACUUCUGCCCCGUCGUCGCCGAGGUAUCCUGGCGGGACUCGUACAGUGACGUGGACGACGAAGACGAGGAAGACAUAGACGAGACGGACGGACCGCGGUCGGACCGGGAGGACGACGACGAGGAGGAUGAGGACGAAGACCAUGAAGACGAGGAGGAAGUGCACCAGGGCGUGGCAUACAAGCUGCAAGUCGCGGGAGUGGUCGCGGACGUGCAUCGGCAGGCCAAGCAGACGACAGCGGCAGCGCCCCAGCCAGACAGUGCCAGUCCCGCCGCGGCCGGGCCGGCCGGGCCCCACCGGGCGCAGGCGAAGCCUUCAGUCACCAGCAUGGCCGCGCCGAAGCCGCAGGCCCUGCCGCCCGGCGCGGGCUCGGCGACGACGUCCCCCGCGUCCAGCCCCGCGUCGAGCCCCGCGACCAGCCCGACGAGCAGCCCCAAGAAGACGUCGCGCUUCGGCGACUUCUUCCAGCGGUUCUCCCUGCGCCGCCUGUCCGGCCGCCACCACGACCACGCCAAGAAGCUGACGAGGAGCAAGAGCGCGCCCACGUCGCCGCCCCCCGGCGCCACCAAGCAGCAGGGCACCAACACGCAGAGCGCGCCGCCGUACGAGGACGUGCGCAUCAUCCCGCUGCACCCGACACCAGAGGAGCUGGAGCCGCACGCCGUCCACCACCACCACCACCAGCUCUCGCUGCACCGGGACGCCAGCCCUGGCGGCAUGCUCAGCGCCGGCAGCCAGGACAACAACAGCCGCGCCAAGUCCAUGGAGUUCCUGCUCGACCGGCGCAACCAAGAGGCAGUCCAGCCUCCCGAAAACGCCCUGCAGGGCCUCCAGGGACGCGUGCUCUCGGAACACGAGCUGCGCGUGCAGCGCUCCCUGCAGCAGCUCAACGUGCCCGACUGGUACAAGAACAGCUCGCGGCCCGCCGAGGGCUUCCUCCUCAAGCGGGGCUCCGACGCCACCAGCGUCGCCGGCCGCCGCGGUGCUGGAGGCUGGCCGGGCCUGGGCGUCAAGACCACCUCCCUGUCGUCCCUGCGCAGCCCAACCACAGCUGUGCGACUCGGGUCGUCCCCCAGCCCCCCGCCCGCGGCCUUCACGCGCUGGAGUUCGAGCCGCCUGCACUCGGCGGGCAGCGCGUCGGCCACCCCCAGCACCUCCCCCUGCGGCUCGGCGAGGUCGUCGUUCAACCACCGGCAGCCCUACCUGGGCUGGCGGUCGCAGGAGCGACUGUCGGGCACACCGCGGACGCCCGCGGAGCGCCUGGCGCAGGGCCUGCUUGAGCAGCGGGAGCACCAACGGCAACAGGAAAGGCUCAGGGGCUCCAGCCAGUUACAGUCCUCGUCGCCGAACCUGUCCGACGUGCGCUCCUCCAUCAAGGAGGUGACGUCGGCCAUCGUGCACUACGUGUCCGCCGCCAACGACCCCGGCUCCAACACCGACGUCCGGCUUGCCGGCCACUCCCCCGCCCCGAGCACCGCGACGAACACCUCCCGGGACCGCGAAGACCACCCCCGCAGCCACAGCGGCCACAGCAACCAACGAGUGUGCUGGAUCGAGUCCUCCUUCGUGGGCUCGCGGCCCAUCGAGCAGCCGCAGACGCCAGAGGAGGGCUCCGUGUCCACGUCGCCCCUGCCCGUGCACCACCAGGACCUCUACCUUGACCUGAAGCAGCGCAACUCGAGCUGCGCCACGGGGGCGUCGGGCACACUGCCGAGCAACGGCCCCGCCACGGUACCGGGACACGGCCACGGCGCGCACCAAAGCCACGGGGUAGCUGCAGCUGCAGCCGGAACCGCAGCCGAGGUCGAGUCACCGGCGUCCCCCGUGGCGGCGGCUGCGUCCGGCCCGUGCGGCCCGUGCGGCCUGAAUGCCGUGGUGAGCCGGCCCAGCCCGUCGUCCACCACCAUGGAGGACGUGCUGGACUCGCUGCUAGGACUGCCGCCGCCGAGCAGGUCGCCGAGUCCGGGGCCGAACACGAACACGGCGAGCAACGCCAGCAACGGGAGCAGCAGCAGCCAGCAGGUGUCGUGCACUGCAGCCACUGCGGUGACGCAGGUCCAGGUGCAGUCGGCCCAGCACCAAGGGCACCAAGGGCACCAAGCGUCGCUGCGCACCUGUGCAGACAUUAGGCCCGAUCCCGCAGGGUCAGCUAGCGCCGGCGAGGGCGGCGAGGGCCUCGAGCAUCCGGCCCAUCCGGCCCAUCCAGCAGCACGCUGGAGGGGCGUCGACGGCCACCCGGAGGAGGAGGAGGAGGCCGAUGACGGCCCGGAGCCCGCGGGCUGGGAGGCAGCCGACCUCGCCGGGGUGGAGCCUGCGGCGGGGGCGUCGUCUAGGGCGUCCAAGGUGGCCGAAGAUCUGCCCGGCUGGGACAGCGCACCGCCCUGCGAGGCGCGCGAAGACUUCGAGGACUGCGAGGCGCCCCCGGGGUGGCAGGGCAAGGCCGUCGUCGGGGUGGUGGCGGAGGAGGGCAGCGACAGUGACGACGCGCGCGAGGAAGCCGAGUUUGGCGCGGCGCUGCUCAGCCUGCCGCUGGACGCGCCCAACACCCGUUCGACUUCCACGCCACGACGGCGUCGCAGCGAGAGCAGCGCCCUGGAGCACGCCGACCGCGGCGAGGGCAGAAGACACAGCCUGGGCCCCGCCAAG